This is a messenger RNA of Bufo gargarizans (Asiatic toad), 921 nucleotides long. RefSeq names its product olfactory receptor 6F1-like. Gene Ontology annotation, biological process: G protein-coupled receptor signaling pathway. Lineage: Eukaryota; Metazoa; Chordata; Amphibia; Anura; Bufonidae. The transcript has a single exon. Bases 1 to 921 code for a protein of 306 amino acids. Gene Ontology annotation, molecular function: olfactory receptor activity; G protein-coupled receptor activity. The record is from RefSeq and is a predicted model, not a curated record. Gene Ontology annotation, cellular component: membrane.
AUGCCUGUUUACAAUCAGACCACAGUUUAUGAAUUUAUACUUUUGGGAUUUCCAGGCCUUCACACGUUCUGGUUGUUUGUGUUCCUUAUUCUGCUCAUCAUCUAUGUGGUCACUAUGUUCGGGAACCUUCUCAUUAUUGGACUAGUGUCCUCUACCUCUCAGCUGCAGUCACCGAUGUACAUCUUUCUGACUCACCUUUCCGUCUGUGACAUACUGAUAAGUACCAAUGUUGGUCCAAACACCCUGAGAGUCAUUGCAUCGAGAACAUGUUACAUAUCUGCUCUUUCUUGUGACAUACAGUUGUACUUCUUUGGUGCUUCUGCACUCAUUGAAAGUGCUCUUCUUUCGGUGAUGUCCUAUGACCGCUACUUGGCCAUCUGUAACCCACUACAUUAUGCAGCAAUCAUGAACCACACUCUACCUCACUCUUUGGCUAUGACAUGUUGGUUGGCUGGUUUCCUUUUGUCAAUGAUCACAGAGAUCCUUAUAUUCCAAUUAGACUUCUGUGGCCCAAACAUCAUUGACCAUUUUUUCUGUGAUCUUGCUCCUCUUCUUCAGCUUUCCUGCUCAGAUACAAAAAGUGUAGAAAUCCAUGUGUCCGUUACAGUCAUGACAAUUGUCUUCACUCAGUUAUUGUUUGUCAUAGGGACAUAUAUCUGCAUAUUCUCCUCCAUCCUUCAGCUCUCUUCCACCAGUAGCAGACAGAAGGUCUUCUCCACCUGCAGUUCCCAUCUUAUGGUUGUGUCUACUUAUUAUGGGACACUUAUUGCUCUUUAUGUGGCACCAUCUAGAGGUUACUCCUUAAAUCUGAAUAAAAUGUUAUCAUUACUUAACACCAUUGUCACUCCUCUGUGUAACCCUAUCAUCUACAGCUUACGGAAUAAAGAAAUCAAAAUUGCCAUAAGCAAAAUUUAUUUAUGA